AUGGCUACAAUUAAUUCAACUAUUAUGGAAAAUUCAAUGAAUAUAAAUAAUAUUGAUAAUAAUCAAGAAAUAUUAAAUGUUAAUAAAAAUGAUUGUAUAGAAAAUGAAAAUUAUGGUUAUGUAGGAUAUGAAAAUUAUCAAAAUAGUAUCAUAUAUUAUAAUAAUCCUACUGAAUAUUAUGUUUAUCCUAUCAAUACCUAUAAUUAUAUUGGUCCUAUUAAUUAUCAAAAUUAUCCUAUUACUACCUAUUACAAUACUGGUCCUGUUGGAUAUUAUAUUCAACCUAAUGUUACUCAUGACAAUAUUAAACCUGUUGAAUAUUAUAAUUAUUCUGAAAAUACUUAUAAUGCUGGAACAUGUUCAGAAUAUGAUGCUUCAUAUACAACAUUUAAUAAUAAUUUUACAAAAAUGUCAAUUGUUAAAGCAUAUAAUUUACCAUUACAAAGUCAAAAACCUUUAGAAAGAUACUUUAAAAUUAUAUCUUUAUUAACAUUGUUAAAAAUUAUUAAUGUUGGUAUUCAAUAUAAAUUGAUAUAUGAUAAUAUUAUUAAGAAAGCUAAUAUAAUUGUUAAAAAAAUUUGUAGUAUUAAAAAUAAUUACAAUGAAUUGAUUGAAUCAUAUGAUAUUAAGUUACAAGAAAUUGAAGAAGAUAUUAUUAAAAUGUGUGAUGAUGCAGGAUUUACAUUUAUUUCUACAUUAUCUACAAAAACACUUAAAUUACCAAAAAAGACAAUUGUUAAUGUACCAGAAUAUAAACAAACAGAAAGAGGAAACGAAGUACACUAUAAUUCUAUUAUUCUUCAUGAUGAUAAAUGUAUUAAUGUUAAAAGAAUUUAUGAUUGUCUUAAUGUAAGAGAAACUCAAGUUCAAGUAACUUAUAAAAUUUUUAUUAAUAAUAUUAGUAAUAUUAAUAUUUUGGGAAAAUUAAUUGGAAUAGGUGGUACUAAAAUAAAACAUAUUGAAAAAUCAACAGGAUCAAAAAUAUGUAUAAGAGGUGUUGGAUCAUUUGAUAAUAGACGUGUUGGUGACAAUAAAUAUUGGCAAAAAAAUAACAAUCAACUUAUUGAACCUUUACAUCUUUUAAUAACUGCUUUUGGUACUUCUGAGGUUGGUGGUCAUAGAAGAAUAGAAAAUAUAAGAAAUAUGAUUAUAUCUACUCUUAGUCAAUAA
Molecule: messenger RNA, 1170 nt
Organism: Strongyloides ratti
Lineage: Eukaryota; Metazoa; Nematoda; Chromadorea; Rhabditida; Strongyloididae
Exons: 2
Coding region: 1-1170 (389 amino acids)
Biological process (GO): regulation of mRNA splicing, via spliceosome
Cellular component (GO): nucleus
Molecular function (GO): mRNA binding
Source: RefSeq, a predicted model, not a curated record